AAAAAACCAAAAAAGAAAAAAAAAAAAAAAGUCUGGCGUCUUUCCUGCAGAAUUCACAUUUGGUGUCUGCUGCUGGCUUUCUCUUUCUCUUUCUACUUUCUGCGAUUUCCAUCAAAACAAACCCUUUUGCGCAAACAAUCUUGGUUUUGGGGGUUCUUGUACAGAGAAGAAGAUACAAAGCCACACACCUAAAAAGAAACCUCAUGUCUGGUUUGUAUAAUAACUCCUCUUACUUCUCUCCUGCUCGAGCUGCUUCUCCUCAGAUUAGAAGCACUCCUGAGAUCGACAGCUCUCAGUACUUGACGGAGCUUCUCGCCGAACAUCAAAAGCUUACUCCUUUUAUGCAGGUCCUACCCAUAUGUAGCCGUCUCUUGAAUCAAGAGAUGUUCAGGGUAUCUGGAAUGAUGUCUAACCAAGGAUUUGGUGAUUUUGAUAGACUUCGACACAGAAGUCCCAGCCCCAUGGCUUCUUCUAAUCUUAUGUCUAAUGUCUCUAACACCGGGUUAGGCGGCUGGAACGGCCUCUCUCAGGAGAGGCUUAGUGGAACACCUGGAAUGACAAUGGAUUGGCAAGGUGCACCUGGAAGUCCCAGUUCAUACACCGUCAAAAGGAUAUUGCGUCUGGAGAUUCCUGUAGAUAACUAUCCUAAUUUCAAUUUUGUUGGACGACUUCUUGGCCCUAGAGGCAACUCUUUAAAACGCGUUGAAGCUACCACAGGUUGCCGUGUAUUCAUCAGAGGGAAAGGUUCAAUCAAGGAUCCUGAAAAGGAAGAUAAACUAAGGGGAAGACCGGGCUAUGAACACCUGAAUGAGCAGCUUCACAUCUUAAUAGAAGCAGAUCUUCCAGCGAGUAUCGUGGAGAUACGUCUGCGACAAGCUCAAGAAAUUAUAGAAGAGUUACUAAAGCCUGUGGAUGAGUCGCAAGAUUUUAUAAAGAGACAGCAGCUGAGGGAACUAGCGUUGCUAAACUCGAACAACCUGAGGGAAGAGAGUCCAGGUCCAAGCGGAGGUGGAAGCGUUUCGCCUUUCAAUUCAAGUGGUAAACGCCCCAAAACAGGAUGCUAAGAAGCGUUUUGUUUGCCUCGCCCGUUCCUUUAAAAGCCUUAUAAUGGUUUCUUCAACCAAAAGAACAUGUCUGCAUGCAUACACAGACGCACAUGUGUAUAUUUGGUUUCUCCAGUAGUGCCUGCAAUGGUGGUGGUCUGGUCUUAAGCCGUCCUGGUCUCUCUCUGGUGAGUGGACCCUGUGUGGCCUUUUUCCUUUUUCUUCCAUUUUGUUUUUUUUUUUUUUUUUCUUUGGUCGUCUUUAUGAGAGACGACAUAGAGAUUCAUUACAGAUUAUUUGAAAAAAAAGAUUCGUGCAAAAAAAAAUUAAGGAAAAAAGAAGGUAUGAGAUUUUAUAUAUUAUAUAUAUAGGGAGAAAAUAGAUGUGGUGGCUUGGGAGGGUAAAGGGCGAGGAUUGAAAUUCUUAUUGUAAAAACAUAAACCAAAAAAAAAAACACAUUUAUUGGAUUGAUUCUUAUC
Molecule: messenger RNA, 1522 nt
Organism: Camelina sativa (false flax)
Lineage: Eukaryota; Viridiplantae; Streptophyta; Magnoliopsida; Brassicales; Brassicaceae
Product: KH domain-containing protein At2g38610
Biological process (GO): regulation of mRNA splicing, via spliceosome
Cellular component (GO): nucleus
Molecular function (GO): mRNA binding
Source: RefSeq, a predicted model, not a curated record